ACGUCACCGCCGUCCUCGACUGAAGACGUUAGAGAAGCAUCCGGGGUCUUUCGUCGCCGGUGAUCAUCAUCCGGGCCUUUUCACGUCACUUCCGUUGAAAACAACACCACGUGCGUUGCCCAUGAACGCAGUAGCUGUCACUUCCAGCGGGAUUAAAAGCAGCAUUUAUUUGACGUAUAAAUGCAGACUGGUUGAAGCUAGUUUGAACCAAAAAAGUCAAGCUUCGGAGAAGACUGACUGCCAACCAUGAGUUUCAUUGAAUAUUCCGAUUUAAUCCAAGAUGGGGAUGUUGCCAUUGUUCACCUGGGCCACAACUCAGUGACAGCCGUCAAAGUGCAGCAUGGUGCUCAGACACAGACUCGCUUCGGAGUCAUUCGCCAUUCCACAGACCUCAUCAGUCAGCGCUACGGCUCUAAAGUAACCUGUAGUAAAGGCGGGUGGGUACAUGUGCUCCACCCCACACCCGAGCUGUGGACCGUCGCGCUGCCUCACCGCACCCAGAUUCUCUACACCACAGACAUCGCCAUGGUGACAAUGAUGCUGGAGCUGAAGCCAGGAUCGGUGGUCUGCGAGUCAGGUACCGGUAGUGGAUCCCUCUCCCACGCCAUCCUGCGCACCAUCGCCCCCACUGGCCACUUGCACACAGUGGAGUUCCACCAGCAGCGGGCAGAAAAGGUGGUGGAGGAGUUCAAGGAGCACCGUGUGGAUCACUUGGUGACCGUCAGGAACCAGGACGUGUGCAAGGAUGGGUUUGGAGUGACGGGGGUCGCAGACGCAGUCUUCCUGGACAUCCCCAGUCCCUGGGAGGCAGUGGGACAUGCCAAGGCUGCUAUGAAGAAGCACGGGGGCCGGCUGUGCUCCUUCUCUCCGUGCAUAGAGCAGGUUCAGAGGACGUGCCAGGCGCUGACGGAGCGGGGCUUUGAGGAGGUCAGGACCCUGGAGGUUCUGCUCAGAGUCCAUAACGUCCGACCCGUCACCCUGCAGCUGCCCGACUUCGGCCCUGACUCCGGCUCUCCCUCGUCCUCCUCUCAGGCCGUGGAGGAGGCUCCUCCCGCUGCUGCUGCAAACCCCGCCUCCCUAAAAAUCAAGACCACCACUCUGCCCAGAGAAAUGCCGGGCCACACGGGGUACCUCACCUUCGCCACCAAACCCAGAACCUGAAGGCUGGAAGCCGCCGGUCACUGCUUGCAUCAAGCAGAAAUUCGGACCACGAGCUUCUUCUGGAAUAUUCAGGAUGUUUAUCUUUGAGUUGUGAUAUUAUAAGGUUAACCUUUUAUACCUACUUUUAGGUUUGCUGAGCAUUUUGGUUUUUUGUGUGUUUGUUUAUACAGGCAAUAAAUGAGUGAAAUUUAUUGUUUUUCAUUUUACAGCCUGUUGAACUGAACCCUGUAAGGAAGAAUACAUGAAAAAUAAUAAAUUAGCUGAAAGGAUUUUGUGUCUGCUACACGGUGCUUUACCAACUAUUUCACAUUUAUUCCUCAUCUCAACAAUUUCAUUGGGAUUUCACAUCAUAAACUAAUGCAGAGUGUAAUUGGGAAAAGGACCAAGAGAUGCAUGAUUUUUAAAUUUAUUUUACUAUUAAAUAUCUAAAACAUC
Molecule: messenger RNA, 1596 nt
Organism: Xiphophorus hellerii (green swordtail)
Lineage: Eukaryota; Metazoa; Chordata; Actinopteri; Cyprinodontiformes; Poeciliidae
Gene: trmt61a
Product: tRNA methyltransferase 61A
Exons: 4
Coding region: 247-1161 (304 amino acids)
Biological process (GO): tRNA methylation
Cellular component (GO): tRNA (m1A) methyltransferase complex; nucleus
Molecular function (GO): tRNA (adenine(58)-N1)-methyltransferase activity
Source: RefSeq, a predicted model, not a curated record